Molecule: messenger RNA, 1590 nt
Organism: Solanum verrucosum
Lineage: Eukaryota; Viridiplantae; Streptophyta; Magnoliopsida; Solanales; Solanaceae
Product: alpha-amylase-like
Exons: 4
Coding region: 51-1322 (423 amino acids)
Biological process (GO): carbohydrate metabolic process
Molecular function (GO): calcium ion binding; alpha-amylase activity
Source: RefSeq, a predicted model, not a curated record
CCAUCUUUUGUUGCUCAUCCUAGACUUGGAGUCAACACAACACAACAACAAUGAAAUCCAUUUUUCCUCUUUGCUUAAUUCUCUCUUUUAUUCUUCCUAUGUUUGCUUCUUCAACGGUGUUGUUUCAGGGGUUCAAUUGGGAAUCGAGUAAUAAGCAAGGUGGAUGGUACAACUCUCUCAUCAACUUAGUUCCAGACUUGGCUAAAGCUGGAGUUACUCAUGUUUGGUUACCACCAUCAUCUCACUCUGUUUCUCCUCAAGGUUAUAUGCCAGGAAGGUUGUAUGACUUAGAUGCUUCCAAGUUUGGGAAUCAGCAACAACUGAAAACUCUUAUUAAGGCUUUACAUGACCACGGGAUCAAAUCGGUUGCUGAUAUAGUGAUAAAUCAUAGAACUGCUGAUAACAAAGAUAGCAGGGGAAUAUACAGCAUCUUUGAAGGAGGAACGUCUGAUGACCGGCUUGAUUGGGGUCCAUCUUUCAUUUGCAAGAACGACACACAAUAUUCUGAUGGCACAGGGAAUCCAGACACGGGUUUGGACUUUGAACCUGCCCCUGAUAUCGAUCAUCUUAAUACAAGAGUGCAGAAAGAGUUAUCAGACUGGAUGAAUUGGCUGAAAUCUGAAAUUGGAUUUGAUGGUUGGCGUUUCGAUUUUGUUAGGGGAUAUGCACCUUGCAUUACCAAGAUUUAUAUGAGAAACACAUCCCCGGAUUUUGCAGUUGGUGAAUUUUGGAACUCUCUUGCUUAUGGCCAGGAUGGGAAACCGGAAUAUAACCAGGACAAUCAUAGGAAUGAGCUAGUUGGUUGGGUUAAAAAUGCAGGGCGGGCUGUAACAGCCUUUGAUUUUACAACUAAGGGAAUUCUUCAAGCAGCAGUUCAAGGAGAGUUAUGGAGAUUAAAGGAUUCCAAUGGAAAACCUCCUGGGAUGAUAGGUGUUUUGCCUCGAAAAGCUGUGACUUUUAUCGAUAAUCAUGAUACUGGAUCGACACAAAAUAUGUGGCCUUUCCCUUCAGACAAAGUUAUGCAAGGAUAUGCAUACAUUCUAACUCAUCCAGGAAUCCCAUCAGUGUUUUAUGACCAUUUCUUUGAUUGGGGCUUCAAGGAUGGAAUUUCAGCACUAAUCUCUAUUAGGAAGAGGAAUAGGAUUUGUGCAACAAGCAAUGUGCAAAUAAUGGCUUCUGAUUCAGAUCUUUAUAUAGCAAUGAUUCAUCACAAAAUUAUUGUCAAGAUUGGGCCAAAACUUGAUCUUGGAAAUCUUAUUCCACCUAAUUAUGAGGUGGCAACUUCUGGACAAGACUAUGCUGUAUGGGAGCAAAAGGCAUAAUCAUAUUGUAGUACCAUUUAUUUACCACACUAAAAGUGACCAUGGACAAAAUGGUUCUUAGUGUUAAUGUUAUAUGAUUGAAAAUAUAAUUUAUAUCGGCAUAAUGAAGGCCAAAAAUUCAAGAAAUUAUAUUCAAUUCGAUAGACCUUGCUCAAUUCACAAUUACAUUAUGACUUCUCUAUUGCAAACUAAAUCUUGUACCUAGUUUUGGUCCACAUUAUUUUACAAUUUUACAAUAUUUCUUGAAAAAGACUUGUAAGCUUAAUUA